GGAAAAAAAAAAAAAAAAAUCAAUGGAAACGAAUUCGAAUUUCUGCAUUUUCCUUUAUUGAUUGCAUCGUCUUCCCUUCGGCUAAGGUAAUCUCUCCGUCAAUCAGAUUGGGUUCUCUUUGCUUUCAUGGUUAAUCCUAAGGCUAUUCUGUGCACUUGCUGUGUUUCUUGAAAUUCCUCAGAGAAAUGGACUGAUUCUUGUUUCGGUUGUGUUCAAAUUAUCAUUGGUUGUGGUUGGUCAUUGUGCCUUAACAAUUAGAAGGGGAAAGAAUGAGACUGUGCUAAUGUUUCUGGCAAUUCAUCCAUGGAUCGAUGGAGUGGUGUUCUAAAGGUUCGAUUGGACCAUAAUAGCCUGAAUUACUACAAGGUUGCAGCAUCUCUAUGCUUCUCUUCUACUUCCAAAACGCUAACUGUUGCUGCAGUAGCUUUACUACGCGUGCAACCAGAGCCAAGUUAUGGUCCAUUAAUAACGGAUGUUCUGCACUCUCUCGUUCCACUUGUUCCGGUAGAGCUUGGUGGGACGCUAAGACAACCUUCAGCUUCCUCAAAUCCUACUUUACAAUGUCACCAUUGGCACAUCUCCAGAUUGUAGUCAAAUUUCUGUAAGAUUUUUGGCGUUUCAUUGAUUAAAUUGAAGACCUUUUU
This is a messenger RNA of Rubroshorea leprosula, 644 nucleotides long. Lineage: Eukaryota; Viridiplantae; Streptophyta; Magnoliopsida; Malvales; Dipterocarpaceae. The record is from the annotation of a GenBank genome assembly.